Messenger RNA from Aquila chrysaetos chrysaetos, 6140 nucleotides. RefSeq names its product endogenous retrovirus group 3 member 1 Env polyprotein-like. The transcript has 4 exons. Bases 4555 to 6057 code for a protein of 500 amino acids. Lineage: Eukaryota; Metazoa; Chordata; Aves; Accipitriformes; Accipitridae. The record is from RefSeq and is a predicted model, not a curated record.
AUGGUUGUCUGUUCCCCCCCUGGGGAUGUCAUUGACUGCACCUGCCUCAGGCUCGUGUGGGCAGUCUCUGCCUGGUCUGCCUCUCCUCACGGCGUGGGAGCGAAAAGGGACAAGCAGAGCACCUGCCGGCCAUGGACAGGAGCUGCUGCAGCUGAAGCUGGAGAGGCCAGAGAACGUUAAAGAAGAAGAAAUGGAAGGCCCUCCGGCCAGCAGCUGCUUCCCGCUGCAGGCAAGAGAGAGCCAGCCUCUCCGGGUGAGGAAGGAUCCCUCUUCGUAGUCCACAGCAGGUCAGACCACCGACAUGCACUACCACAGGGUCUGUAUGCGUCACCAACAGCACGGUACGGCCAUGUAGUGUGCGAGCGAGCGAGGCUGCAUGUCUAGGAAGCCUUAUAUUGGAAGAGAUGCGACACACGUAUUCUCUUAGGUGGAGGACAGCCAAGCAGCCACAGUUACAGAAAAGGAACGGUGAAGAGGAGCAGAAAGAAGUGUCUGAACUGGCAAAUCCUCCUGGUACCACCAAGAGCGAGAGCUGUGGUGAGUCCAGGGCCCUCGGGGCCCUGUCACCCCUCUUGCGCAUCCCAGUCCCUCUCUGCCCCUCUCCUGGCCCCCUCCCUUUCCCAUGCUGCUGUCAUUAUUUUUUUUCUUCCCCGUACGUCUCCUCUCUAUUCUUCUGUCCUGCUCUCUCUUCCUCUCUCUCUUUCUCCUGCUCCCUUUUCUUUUUCUCUCUGCACUUUUGCCCUGCUCCUGCUUCCUCUCCCUCCUUCUUUUCAUCCUCCAUCUCUGUCUUGCAGCCCAUUGCUGUUUUUUUUCUUUUCCAUCUCUUUGUCCUGAUCUGCAUCUGUUUCUUUUUUCCCCACAAUUUCUCUGCCCUGUUCCCUGGUGUUCUUUUCCUUUCUGCACCUGUAUGUGCCACUCUGUGUUCCUGUCUUCCUAUCUCUCUCCUUCCUUCCUUUUCUUUCUCUCUCUAUCCCUUUGUCUUGCUCACUGUCGCUGUUUUUUCCCAUUCUGUAUCUCACUGUCCCUGUCCUCCUUCCUGUUCAUCUCUUACUCUCUCUGACCCUUUGUGCUGCUCCCUGUCCCUAUUACUUAUCCCUUCACCUCUCUGUUCCUGUUUUUUCUCAUGCUCUACCUCUCUGUCAUUCUCUCUGUUGCUCUCGUUGGCUCUCUAUCCCACUGUCCUGCUCCCUGCUCUCUCUUUCACAAUAUCCUGCUUUCUGGCUCCCUGUCCCUCAGCUGUUUUCUAUAUCCCUCUGUCCUUCCUCCUGUCUUUCCUUGUCCCUCUGGCCUGCUACCCAUCACUAUCUAUUUUUUCUUUCUCCAUCUUUCUGCCUCGGUCCUGUCACUCUCCUCCUCUCUCUGUCUCUAACGUUUCUUUCUCCAUCUCUGCCCUGCUCCCUGUCCCUUUUCUCUUAUUCUCUCUGUCCUCCACUUCCCCCUGCAACUUCUUGUCUGUGUAUCUCCAUACCACUGUCUGUCUCGCCCUUUCUCACUAUAUCCUCCUGCCCAGCUCGCUGUACCCUUGGUCCUGCUCCUGGGCCUUUCUUCUCAUCCUGCAGCCCAGAGCUGGUUUGUGUUUCUCCCUUGCUUUGUCCUAAUUUGUCUCUCUCUUUUCUCCCCCCUCAAUGCGUCUGGCUUGUUCCCCGUCUUUUUCUCUCUCUUCCUCCUUCUUUAUUCCUCUCGUUCAAUUUCUCUCUUGAUCCGUCUGUUCUGCUCCCUGCUUAUCGUUUUGUCUCUCUUUCCUACUCAUAGUGCACAAGCGAGCGAGGCUAUGUGUCUAGGAAUCUUCAUCUCGUAAGAGCUGUGGGUCACCCACAUAUUCUUAGGUGGAGGACAGCCAAGCAGCCAGAGUUACAGCAGAAAGAAGCGUCUGAACUGGCAAAGUCUCCUCGCAGCGCCAAGAGCAAGAGCUGCGCGUCCUGCUCCUCAUUUUUGGCAGCCCUCGCCUCUGCCCAGCAGCCCAUCGCUCCAGGAGCUGACAGAGUGACUGUCUGUUCCCCGAUGGACCGACGAGCGUGGCUCUGGGACCGACUGCUGAGGUGGCCCAGGGGCAGGGGGAGCAUCGGGGGCCCCGAGCCCCAGAGCAGACUCGCUCCCAGGACUGGCUAGGAGCGUGACCCAAUAAACCCUCGCCGUCCCCUCUGCCCUCCCGGCUGCGUUUGCGCUCCCUUUGCACCGUGCGAGGGGCCGUGAGGGAGCCCGGGGGAGGAGGUGAUGCGUUGGGGGGGGUCGGACGAUGCCCCCCCCCCGGCCCCCCGUUCCUGCAGGGCUCCAGCUGCGGGCCGGGGCCGGAGGAGCCCCAGCUGCCGGCAGUGAGGCUGAUGGCGACGGGGCCGCGCCGUGUCGGAGCCGGGCGGAGGGGCCUACCCGGAGACAGAGCCGGGGGCUCGGCCGGGAUCCCGGGUACGUCGGCGGAGGGGUUGGGGGAGCGGAACCGGUGUCCGCGGGGGGUCAGAGGGCGGGGAGGGCUGCCUCCCGCGGCGUGCCGGGAGCUGUCCUGCUGGGGCGCGGAGCUGGCGGCCGGCCGUGUUACGUCCCGGGGCGUGCCGGGAGCGGUAGUCUGCCGGCGCCGGGCGGCCGGGCUGUGUGUCCCGGGGCGUGCCGGGAGCUGUAGCGUUCGCGGACUCGGCUGCCGGGCAGCAGCGUUGCUCUCGGGCGGGUGCGGCGCGAGGUGUAGUUCCGUUGCCGGUUUCGCGUGGUCUCCUGCGGGCUUCCCGCUGCGCCCGCUCCCCCCACCUCCCCCCCGCCGUGCCUGCGCGCCGUGCUGCGCGUGGGGCGCCGCGCAUGCGCGGAGCUGCCGCCGCGGCCCACGCUGCCGUCCGGCCGGUAACGGCGACGCGGUGCCGGCAGGCUGGUGCCGCCGCGCUCGCUGCUGCCGCCCGGUGAGGAAACGCCGCGGCCGCCCCGUCCGCGCGGGGCCGGCGCGCAAAGCGCGGGACGGCAGCGCCGCGCCCGGGCACGCGCCGCCCCCCGGGUGCUCGCUGCCGCCGCCGCUGCUGCCCCCGCCUCGCGGCCGAGGCGCGGAACUGCAGCGCGGCCGCCGGUGCUGCUGCCGCUGCUGCAGCGUGGCAGCGUGCCGGGCGCGAUUCCCGGUGGUGGGUGAGGGCCAGGGCCGCCGGUGAGGCGAACGAGCCCUUUCGGUGGGCGUGCGGGUGCCUCCUGCCCGCUGGCCGCCUGGGGCUGUUGGGACUGCAGGCUCCCGGUCUGCUGGAGGCAGUCCCGGUCCCUCUCUUUCCCAUGCUGCUGUCAUUGUUUUGCUUCCCUGUCCCUCUCCUCUCUAUUCUUCUGUCCUGCUCCUUCUUCCUUCCUCUUGUUCUACCGCUCCCAUUUCAUCUUCUGUCUGCGCUUUUGUCCUGCUCCCUCUCCCUCCUUCUUUUCAUCCUCCAUCUCUGUCCUGGAGCCCAUCGCUGUUUUUUCUUUUCCAUCUCUUUGUCCUGAUCUGCAUCUGUAUGGUUUUUUUCCCACAAUUUCUCUGGCUUGUUUCCUGGCAUUCUUUUCCUCUCUGCGCCUAUAUGUGCCCCUCCAUGUCCCUGCCUUCCUAUCUUUCUCCCUCCUUUUCUUUCUCUCUCUUUCCCUUUGUCUUGCUCACGGUCACUGUUUUUUUUCAUUAUGCAUCUCACUGUCUUUAUCCUUCUUCCUGUUCAUCUCUUACUCUUUCUGACCCUUUGUGCUGCUCCCUGUUCCUGUUAUUUAUUGCUUCACCUCUCUGUCUUGCUCCCAGUUCCUGUUUUUUCUCUUGCUCCAUGUCUCUGUCAUUCUCUCUGUUGCUCUCGUUGGCUCUUUAUCCCAGUGUUCUGCUCCCCAUCUCUUGUCUCUUUUGCAGCAUCCUGCUUUCUGGCUCCCAGUACCUCACCUGUUUUCUAUAUCUCUCUGUCCUUCCUCCUGUCUUUCCUUGUCCCUCUGGCCUGCUACCCAUCACUAUCUAUUUUUAUUUUCUCCAUCUUUCUGCCUCAGUCCUGUCAGUCUCCUCCUCUCUCUGUCUCUAACGUUUCUUUCUCCAUCUCUGCCCUGCUCCCUGUCCCUUUUCUCUUAUUCUCUCUGUCCUCUCUCUUCCUCCUAAUUUUUUGUCUGUAUAUCUCCAUACCACUGCCUAUCACAUCAUUUCUCACUGUGUCCCCCUGCCCAGCUCGCUGUCCCGUUAUUCCCCCUUGUCCUGUUCCCUGGCCUUUUUUCUCAUCCUGUGGUCCAUCAGACCAUCUUCAGUAAUGGGAUGGUCUACGUGGUACCAGGUUUGCUGGCGUUGGAUGGGAUUGACCUUUCUCAAAGGGGGAAGAGGGUCUUUGCUCAUGAGCUAGCAGGGCUCAUUGACAGAGCUUUAAACUAGACUUGAAGGGCUGUGAGAGACUGAACUGUGAACUGUUUGUCUCGAGCCUAUAAAAGACCAUGGAGACAAGACAUGGUGUGCACCCACCACCAAAGAAUUGAAGAUUGAGGACCAACGGGACACCGCUGGAUCCAUGGUGGUGAAGACUCUGGAGCCUGCCUGAAGGAACACAUGAACCUGCUGAUUGGCUGCGUGGUUUUGUCGGUGAUUGCUUUGUUAAUAUUUAUAGGAUGUUUGGCAUACCACCGCAGACGUUCUUUUUGUUGACCAUUGUCGCCACCUUUAAUAUUUGGGGAAACUCCUGUGCCCCCCUCAUUGGCUCAUUGUGGCAAAAUGAAUUUAUUGUUUUAGGCCAGCAAGCGGCCAACACUUUUAACCUGACUAAUUGUUGGGUAUGUGGCGGACCCUUGGAUUUGGAAAGCUGGCCAUGGACUGCUGUCCCUAUUUCCCCGAAAUGGUUAGUGAGUAAUUACAGUGAGGUCAAAAAUGAUUCUUAUUGGGGUGAAGACACGCAGCCCUGGGCAAUAAGAUACCCAGCCCAAGGUGAAUAUUGCCUGAACCGAACACAGAAAGAUGGUGUCCCUGUGGGAAACAGCAAAUGUAACUGGACCUAUACUUAUGGCAACCAUUGCCUCACUGACGGUUGUAGACCAAUUAAUUGUUCAGGAAACACAAACUCGGACCCUAUUUCACACAAUGCAGGCUACCAGACGUAUUGUAGCCUCUUUAGUUCCCAUUCCUCGAAUUUUGUACCUCGCUGGCCCGGGUGGGCUUGGGUGAAUCAAACAGGGCACAGGAAGCAGUUUUCCAAUUUUUGGUCUUCCACUAAUCAGUCUAAUAACCGUCUUAAUGUUACCUGCUUUUGGCACCGUGGUUCUGGUGCCUGGAAAUGCAAAUUCACUGAUAAGACAUAUUCCUGGCUCCCUGACGGGACUCAAAUUUGGUGGUCAAGUGAUAAUAAAGACUGUCAGGGACAUUUGAACAUGGGUCCGGAUGGACUUCCUAUCUGUUGGGGCACCACAGAGGAGGUAGGAAAAGCCAUGGACAGGUUGUUGAUGAAUGGUCCAUCAAACCAUCCUCUAGGAGUAGAUAAUACAACAUAUUUCCAAUCACCAUGGACACCCACUGGUUUGUUGGAAAAUGGUACCCGAGCCUUAAAAGGCCACUAUUGGGUGUGUGGCCAACAUGCCUACAAACUGUUACCAGCAAAUUGGACUGGAGUGUGUUAUGUGGGGGUAAUUCACCCCUUGUUUUUUCUGCUCCCGGAGAAUGAAGGUGAUGGACUGGGUGUUAAGGUAUAUGAUGAUCUUAAUCGAUAUCGGCGGUCCAUUGAUACCUCUGUGGCAGGUGGAAGUGGUCAAACCUGGGGCAAAGAUGAGUGGACCCCUCAACGUAUCAUACAACAUUAUGGACCUGCCACCUGGAACCCCAACGAGGGGGUUAGUGGUGCUCGAGAACCUAUUUACAAUCUAAAUCACAUCAUUCGGCUGCAAGACGUGUUGGAGAUUAUUACCAACCAAACAGCCAACGCCCUUGAUCUAUUGGCAGAUCAGGCUACCCAAAUGCGAACAGCGAUAUUUCAACAUCGCAUGGUUCUCGAUCACCUGCUAGCCGAAGAAGGAGGUGUUUGUGGUAAACUAAAUGAUUCUAACUGUUGCUUAAAAAUUGAUGACAGUGGUAAAAUUUUAACACCUGCUGUAUUGCCCUUUGCAAAGAUCUAUGAACACAAUUAAUUAAACACAGUAAAAGCAACAUUAUACCUAAUAAAAUACAUAAGAAUAAAAGAAACCCCGAUUUUUAACAAAGAUACAAACCA